Molecule: messenger RNA, 1245 nt
Organism: Paraglomus brasilianum
Lineage: Eukaryota; Fungi; Glomeromycota; Glomeromycetes; Paraglomerales; Paraglomeraceae
Source: the annotation of a GenBank genome assembly
AUGGAUUUCACCGACAGCAAACUUGCAAAUUUGAAAAAACGGUUUGAACAAGGACUUCUUACAAAAGAAGUUUAUGACAGUACUGCUUUGACUCCUAGCCAUGAGCAGGCUUUAUUAAAGCAACUCGAUGAUCUACGGGUGCAGUUCCAGAAAUCUGUCCAUGAAUUUGAGCUAAUUGUGAAACCAAAGAAAAAGUCUUUCAUGUGGAUCGCGAACCUAGAGACCGUGACGCUGGUGACCUUUGCUAAUGCCAUCUUCAACAAGUACCCUCAGGAGGAUAAAGAAGACGUGGUCUUUGAUUUGACAAUGGACACAAAGGACACAUACUAUCCCAGAACAGACACUCAAUUCCGGGAACUGCUGCGGCUACUGGUUGCCAAAAAUAUCCAUAUGAUGACGGUGACAAUAGAAACUCCCUGUAAACCCUUCAGUGACUGGAGUUUUAGGGAAGUCUGCCGCCACUAUGAGCUCUCUGCAUACAAUGAUCCAUCGCUUACAGACAUCUUCCCGACUUUCGAGCCUGGCAUCAAAAACCUUGACGACGAAUUGGAGCAGGCUGUGCUCAAGCAGCUCCUAGCGGAAUUGAAUGCACGGAUCAAGGGCACCCCCUACAAUCAAGCGAAGGAAACGAUUAAAUCAAUUUACACAUAUCCGUAUCUGCUUGCUGCAGUAAAUCUUUUCAAAGGAAAGUUCAUACUUCGUCCAGAGAGGCAGAUUACAGGGAAGAACGGGAGGGGACCUGUGGAUUAUGCAUUCGAUGCAUGCAAUGGGAUGAUGGUGGGAGUAACUGAAGUAAAGCGGGACGACUUCAAGAAGGGCAUUGCCCAGAACGUUGUGCAGCUCGAGUCAGCUUUGAACACCCGCAUACGCAAGGCCGAUGAGAUGCUGGAGAAGUCGUCUCCCAACCGGUGCUUCGGCAUCGUAACCGAUGCUGAAAAAUGGUAUUUUUUGGAAUGUGUGCUGAAUAACAGCAUACCAGCCUUCAAACUCUCUAACCCCCUGUGGGUGAGGUACAAGAACGAGGACCUUGAAAAAGAGGUGGCAAUGGUGCUUGAACGAAUUUAUUGGCUCCUGGAGAGGGUGGUAGACCUAGAAGCUUUCUUUACUCAAGCAGAGAUUCUUGAACCACUUUCAAGGCAAGUACAUCUUCAAAUCACCCAUGAAGCUGCGGAGAUGAAUUUGGAAAAUCAUGCCAUCUCCGUUGUCUUACUGCAAAGACUAGAUCCUAAAUUGGAAGAUCUCUGA